This is a messenger RNA of Cyanidioschyzon merolae strain 10D, 636 nucleotides long. RefSeq names its product RNA polymerase I, II, III common subunit. Gene Ontology annotation, molecular function: DNA-directed RNA polymerase activity; DNA binding. The transcript has a single exon. The coding region runs from base 1 to 636 and encodes 211 amino acids. Gene Ontology annotation, biological process: DNA-templated transcription. The record is from RefSeq and is a predicted model, not a curated record. Lineage: Eukaryota; Rhodophyta; Bangiophyceae; Cyanidiales; Cyanidiaceae. Gene Ontology annotation, cellular component: RNA polymerase II, core complex; RNA polymerase III complex; RNA polymerase I complex.
AUGGCCACCGACAUCCAGGCCGACGAGACGCGUCGUUUACAUAGGAUUCGUCGGACGAUUCUAGAAAUGCUACGAGACCGUGGUUACCUCGUUUUACCGACGAAAACUGACUUGGAACUGCCGUUGGAAGAGUUCGCACACAAGUUCGACGCAGCGGGGCGUGCGCGAGAGUCUCUUACCAUGUUGCGGCAGCAUCGCAACGAUCGCUCUAACCAAAUAUACGUCUUUUUCCCCAAAGAGGAGAAGGUGGGUGUGAAGCCCAUCCGAGAGUACUGCCUUCGCUUGGAGACAGAGAACGUACUUCGUGCGAUCAUCGUCGUGCAGACGGGCUUGACUCCUAUUGCGAAACAGGCGGUGGCAGAGCUCCAACCGCGCUUUCAUCUGGAGCUUUUCCAAGAAGCUGAGCUUUUAGUGAAUAUCACUCGACACCAGCUGGUUCCUAAGCACGAAGUUCUGACGGCGGAGCAGAAGAAGACCCUCCUUAAACGGUACCAGCUCAAGGACACGCAGCUGCCGCGCAUCCUACAGAGCGAUCCCGUCGCGCGUUACUUUGGUGUGACACGAGGGCAAGUGCUUAAGAUUACCCGCAACUCUGAGACUGCAGGGCGCUACGUUACAUACCGUCUUGUCGUCUGA